Ascochyta rabiei is the source of this 2373-nucleotide messenger RNA. RefSeq names its product Glucan 1,3-beta-glucosidase. Gene Ontology annotation, molecular function: polygalacturonase activity. The record is from RefSeq and is a predicted model, not a curated record. The transcript has 5 exons. The coding region runs from base 1 to 2373 and encodes 790 amino acids. NCBI's taxonomy places the organism in Eukaryota, Fungi, Ascomycota, Dothideomycetes, Pleosporales, Didymellaceae.
AUGUAUAUCUUCUCAACUUUACUCUGCCUAUGGGUAGCUGGCGCUCACAGUGCAGCCAUAUCGCAAAAUCCUCGGGCGGCCGACCCUGCAUCCACGGAUUUCGAAUCUGUCGUUCUCGACGGGAAACUGCAGCCGCGAGCAGCGGCUGAUGGCUACUGGCUGAACGACCUGUCUGGCAAAGGCAUUGCUCCUUUCAAUCCUAACCCCGCUGGAUACAAGGUUUUCCGAAACGUAUUGGACUAUGGGGCUAAGGGCGAUGGUGUCACUGACGACUCGGACGCGAUCAACCGUGCCAUCAGUGACGGAAACCGCUGUGGCCCAUGGGUAUGCGAUUCUUCGACCGACACUCCUGCUGUCGUAUACAUCCCUUCUGGAACAUAUCUCAUCGCAAAGCCGAUUAUCUUCUACUACAUGACCCAGCUUAUUGGCAACCCUCAAAGCCUACCUACUCUUAAGGCUUCUGCCAACCUUGAAGCUUUAGCCUUGAUCGAUGCUAGCCCUUAUAGCAACCAGAACGGUGAGCCGGGAUGGACCUCCACGAACCUUUUCAUGCGCCAAAUCCGAAACUUGAUCAUUGACGGCACUGCGAGACCCCCGACCGCUGGCUUCCAAGCGAUCCAUUGGCCGGCUUCGCAGGCAACCACAAUCCAGAACGUCAAGAUUCGCAUGACUCAAGCCUCCAACUCUGUCCAUGCCGGUAUCUUUGUGGAGAAUGGUUCUGGAGGCCAUAUGGCUGACCUUGAUAUCCAGGGUGGCCUGUACGGUAUGAACAUCGGUAACCAGCAAUUCACCAUGCGAAACGUCAAGAUCUCCAAGGCUGUCACUGGUAUCUCCCAAAUUUGGAACUGGGGAUGGUUGUACUCUGGUCUGACGAUCAGCGACUGUGGCACCGCCUUCGCUAUGACGAACGGUGCACAGAGCAACAAGCUUGAGGUCGGAUCAGUUGUAAUCAUCGACAGCGAGAUCACCAACUGCCCCACUUUCGUUGAUCAAGCCUGGACCACGAGCACAAAACCCAUCGGCGCUGGACAACUCACCCUGGAGAACAUCAAGCUCAACAAUGUACCAGUCGCAGUCAAAGGGCCUGGUGGCACCACAGUACUUGCUGGUGGAUCCAUCACCAUUGGUACUUGGGGCCAAGGCAACAGAUACACCCCUAGUGGGCCAGAGAAAUUCCAGGGCCCUCUGACGGCAGCGGCGCGGCCUGCGGGUCUUGUAGAAAACGGCAAAUAUUACUCCAAAUCAAAGCCUCAGUAUGAGAGCUUGGGCGUGGGCAGUUUCAUCAGCGCUCGUGGCGCUGGUGCAACAGGAAACGGCGACACUGACGACACUGUUGCAGUGCAGAACGCCAUCAACCGAGCUAUACGGGAGAACAAGGUUCUUUUCUUCGAACAUGGCGUAUAUCGGGUCACCAACACACUCGACUUCCCUCCCGGACUUCGUGCGGUCGGAGAGACAUUCUCAGCCAUCAUGGGCUCUGGUAGUGCGUUCUCAGACCAAAACAAUCCCAGACCCGUGGUUCGAAUUGGUAAAGCUGGAGAAAGCGGAAGUAUCGAGUGGUCAGACAUGCUUGUGCAAACCCAAGGAGGAACCGCCGGUGCCAAGCUUAUUGAAUACAACCUGAGGACCGCCCGUGGCUCAGGUAUCUGGGAUGUUCACACGCGCGUCGGAGGAGCGAAGGGUACAGGACAUCAAGUCGCACAAUGCCCUACCGGUUCCGUUAACCCCCAGUGCUUUGCUGCGCACACCAACGUCCAUGUAACCAGCUCUGCUUCAGGAGCGUACUUUGAGAACAACUGGUUCUGGACGGCAGAUCACGACCUUGACGACUGGAACUCUACCCGCGUCUCCAUCUUCACCGGACGUGGUCUCCUGGUGGAAGGCAGAGGCACUUGGCUAUGGGCCAACGGCGUUGAGCACCACGCCUUAUACCAGUACCAGUUCAGCAAAGCAUCUGACAUCUUUGCCGGCUUCAUCCAAACCGAGACGCCCUACUACAUGCCGAAACCAGACGCACUCAGUCAACCUUACGUUCGCCAAGCCGCCUACAACGACCCCGUCUACGCUGCGGGACAGAGCGCGUACGGCCUCCGCGUCGUGGACUCGAGCAACGUCCUCAUCUACGGCGGCGGCCUCUAUUCCUUCUUCACAAACUACGACGUAUCGUGCAGCUCACCCGACGCGCCCAACGGCCGGCGAAUCUGCCAGAACCGCAUCCUGAGCAUCGAGGGCGCCUCGAGCUUCCAAGCCUUUGCCCUCAGCGAAGUCGGCGUCGAGCAGAUGCUGACCAUCAACGGGCGCGACUACGCCACUUGGUCGGACAACUUGAGCGUCUACCCGAACACGAUUGGGUACAUCAAGUACAACAUCUGA